AUGCUUGGCUAUUUCAAUCGAACCGAUGCUGAAAUUCGUGGAUCUUGGAAGUAUUAUAAACCACUAUUUGUAUUGGAAGCAUUGCUCAUUUUAUUGAGCACUUUCUAUAUUCUCUUCUGGGUUUAUGUUAUAAACACAUCAAGAAGUUGUCAUCGAAAUAUUCGUCUUCUUCAUAGUGUUUUUUAUGGGCAAUAUCUGGUGCAGACUGUUUUUUGGGUGGUCCAACCGAUUUCGAUUUUGUUGGGUCUUGUUGAUGGCAAGUAAUAAAUAUUCAAAAAACAAUUUCGCGUCAAUCUUUGCUUUCAAGAGUCUAGAUUACUUGACAAAUUCCAAACAUUUCUUUUUUAAAUGACUUUUGAGAUGCCACAUCAUAGGUCACGUCACUUCCCCCUUUAUUAUUUUUCUAUUUUUCCCAUUUCUAACAAAAAAGUCCACUUGGGAUAUUUUUAAUUAUAGAAAACAGUGUCCCCUUUGCGUUACUUAUAAUUUUCUCAAAACUGGGAAGUACGAAGGAAAUUAGUUAAGGCGUAUCAACAAGAAUUCUUGUAAUCCAACGCUAUUUUCAGACAUCAAUCGUUCUCUCUCAAGUUUUUUCAAUUUCAUCAGCAUUGUCCGAAUUGUCGGUUUGAUGUACGGUAGGUUUUCCUGUUUUUGCGAAUGCACUUUUUGUUCAUAAAAAGUGCAACAUUUUUGGGAUUUUACAGCGUUUUAUACUCUUCCGGGACUUGUCAUCGAGCGAAGUUUUGCAACGUGGAUGAUUCGGGAUUAUGAGAAUGAUCCAUAUCCGAAAGUUGGAAAUCUCAUUGUUUUUGUACAGGCAAUCGUGGCAUUGGCCUUCGGAAGUCAUUUUAAUAUCGGUAAUAGAAAAAAGUAGUAAAAACAUGAACACUUAUAUUUUCUCAGCUUCCAACACAAUUCCUCAUACCGUACUUGCAAUAAUCAUGAAUAUCAUCGCAGUUCUACUCAACUUCUAUAUUGCUCAUAUUAACAAACAAUACUAUUAUUCAGAAUGCACAACUUAUUCACUUUCACAACGUUUUCAAAUAGCAGAAAAUCUUCGAACUUCAUUGAUGUUCAAUCGAAUUGUCUACAGUAUCAGUUUCUUCAAUCUUGUUGUCAAUACUUGUUUCAUCUUGGAUAAUUAUAACAUUCCAAUCAAAUAUAAAAACCUGACUAGUGUUAUGUGUGAUUAUUCAAUUCUUUGUUAUGGUUUUAUCGUUCCGAUUGUUACUGCAUUACAACAAGAAUCGUGGAUGAAACGAAUCAAUGUUCUGAUGGUGACAUUUUUGAAGGAUUUUUUGAGACUAACACGAUACUUUCACAUUUUUUUCUUCGAUUUUCAAUUAUUUUCAGAGUCGAUUUGUUUCCCGCCGAAUUGCUCCAUUGACAAAUAGUUUUGGUCAUAACAUUGAAAGGAAAAAUGUUUACAAAGAAACCACUAUUUAUUUCGAUAUGUUGAAUUCGCAAUGGAAAUGA
This is a messenger RNA of Caenorhabditis angaria, 1476 nucleotides long. Lineage: Eukaryota; Metazoa; Nematoda; Chromadorea; Rhabditida; Rhabditidae. The record is from the annotation of a GenBank genome assembly.